AUGGCCAAGGCUGGGUGGCACGAGGGGACACGACACGACAGAAUCCUCGUCGACAUGGCCGAGGACUGCCAAAAGGUGAGCUGCAUGCAUGUCGCUGGCAUCGAGCGGGGAAGCGUCUACCUGCCAUGGUGGUGGUUGCGAGCAGGAAACGUGAGGGCCUCACCGAUGCUAAUCAACAGCAUGCGAGUCUGCAAGUCGGCAGUCUUUCGUGUCGCCAGCAUGCUGCAGCCCGAAUGGCGAGGAAUGUCUUGUCUUUUGGUCUGCAGACUCCAGCUGCACCAUGCAGUGGGCGAUGCUGGCUGCAUGCUUGACCUCUUGCUGCUGACCGAAACGUGGACCAAAGGCCGACGGUGA
Ustilaginoidea virens is the source of this 354-nucleotide messenger RNA. RefSeq lists its product as uncharacterized. The record is from RefSeq and is a predicted model, not a curated record. The transcript is spliced from 2 exons. Lineage: Eukaryota; Fungi; Ascomycota; Sordariomycetes; Hypocreales; Clavicipitaceae. Bases 1 to 354 code for a protein of 117 amino acids.